Molecule: messenger RNA, 1480 nt
Organism: Chanos chanos (milkfish)
Lineage: Eukaryota; Metazoa; Chordata; Actinopteri; Gonorynchiformes; Chanidae
Product: monocarboxylate transporter 2
Exons: 5
Coding region: 56-1480 (474 amino acids)
Biological process (GO): plasma membrane lactate transport
Cellular component (GO): basolateral plasma membrane
Molecular function (GO): lactate transmembrane transporter activity
Source: RefSeq, a predicted model, not a curated record
GGACCACAUUUGGAGACACGGUGUUUAACAUUCGCUAAGUGAUACCAGGGUGAAGAUGCCGCCCCCAGUUGGUCCACCUACUGUGCCCCCACCUGAUGGAGGCUGGGGCUGGGCUGUAGUGGGUGGAGCCUUUAUCUCUAUUGGCUUUUCCUAUGCCUUUCCCAAAGCCACCACUGUCUUUUUCAAGGACAUCCAGAGGAUCUUUGACGCUUCCUACAGCCAGGUGGCCUGGAUCUCCUCCAUAAUGCUAGCAGUCAUGUAUGCUGCAGGUCCCAUAAGUAGCAUUCUUGUCAACACAUAUGGCUGCCGACCAAUAGUUAUUAUGGGUGGUGUCCUUUGUUCAAUUGGAAUGAUAGCUGCAUCCUUUUGCAACAGUGUUCUGCAACUCUACAUCUGCAUUGGUGUAAUCGGGGGUUUGGGCCUAGCAUUCAAUCUCCAGCCAGCUCUGACCAUGAUUGGAAAGUACUUCUACAAGAAACGUCCCAUUGCAAAUGGCCUGGCUAUGGCUGGCAGUCCAGUAUUCCUUAGUACUCUUGCUCCCCUAAACCAGUACCUCAUCAACUCCUUUGGCUGGAGAGGCAGCUUUCUCAUCCUUGGGGGCCUUCUCCUCAACUGCUGUGUUGCUGGCUCCCUGAUGAGGCCCCUGGGUCCACCUCCAGGCAAGGUCCAGAAAGAGGAAGAGACUCCAGCUAUUGCUUCGAAGAAAGAGAAGGCCACUGCUUGGCAAAUUAUCAACAAGUACCUGGAUCUUUCACUUUUUAAGCACCGUGGCUUCCUUAUCUACCUAUCAGGCAAUGUAAUCAUGUUUGUUGGGUUCUUUGCUCCUAUUGUAUUCCUAUCCCCUUAUGCCAAGGAUAAUGGUGUUGAUGAGUACUCAGCCGCCUUCCUGCUCUCCAUCCUGGCCUUUGUGGACAUGUUUGCCAGGCCCUCUAUGGGACUCCUGGCCAAUUCACGUUGGGUGCGUCCCAGGAUUCAGUAUUUCUUUAGCUUUGCAGUGCUCUACAAUGGUGUAUGCCAUGUCUUGUGUCCACUGGCUGAGAGCUAUACGGGCAUGGUGGUAUAUGCAGUGUUCUUUGGCUUUGCUUUUGGCAUGGUGAGUGCUGUGCUUUUUGAGACACUCAUGGAUCUGGUGGGGGCUCAGCGGUUCUCCAGUGCUGUGGGACUCACCACUAUUGUAGAAUGUUGCCCUGUCCUUAUAGGACCUCCACUUGCAGGGAAAUUGGUCGAUGUCACCAAAAACUACAAAUAUAUGUACAUUUGCUGCGGCUCGGUAGUAAUCUUGGCCAGCAUCUGGCUCUUCAUCGGAAACUUCAUCAACUAUCGGUUGCUGGAUCGUGAACGCAAGCAGGAAGAGAUGUACAAGCAGACUGGGACAGAGGACCCUGACCGGGACCAAGACCAAAAGGAAAGUGAUGCCCAAGCCUCGCAAGAGCUUUGUGGGAAUGAGGAAAAUGCAGUGCAGAGAGAGACCAACAUUUAG